AAAGUAACAAAACUACAAAUAAGGAAUUCACUCUUGGUAUGCAUUCAAAGUUUCAAACAUUGAAAAGGGCGGUAUUUGUAUGCUUGCACCCAACGGUAAAAUUAAUUCAAAUGAGAAUAUGGCAAGCCAUUACUGAAAUUUCCCUCUUAGCAAUCGAAUAGUUUGCCAUAGUAGGGUUUUGGAAUAAUCAUCUGUUAGGAUCGUGAAAAGAGCUUAUCGUCGGCAUCAACUGGGAAGGAAUUUGGCGGAGAAAGAAAUGGUGGCUGUUAAGGAACGAUUGAGUUAUCUCAAAGAUCGUGCAACUCAAGGCCCGAAAAUGAGUAGCACUGGUGAAGUGAAGAAUUUGAAGAUUUAUGUGGAAUCUGACAACGUUACAAACCGUCAGUCUCUCAACAAUGCUUACAAAGGCAAGUCUGUGACACAUGGCAAGGAGCAGUAUCCACUCACUGCCGAUGCAAAGAAAAUCAUCAAGAAAUCAGGGAUAAGCAAAAUCAAGCCAGUGACAGAAAAUGCAGGUAGAAAAGUUUUAGGUGAUAUUGGCAAUGUGAGGAGGAGCACAUUUUCAAAGACUGAAAAGAAAAAAAGCUCCUGGUCAGGGUGCAGGAAGGGAAAAAGCGAUGCAAUGCUGUGUCCACGAAGGAAGGGCAAAAGUGAACAGAUGGUGUUUCAAGAGAGAGAUGCAGUGGAUAUGGGCAACAUGGAACCUAGUACAUCAGACAAACAAUCAAGGGAUAACACAAGAUUUCACCAGAUUCAAGUUACAGAUGACAACCAAACUCUAAGGAAGACUGUCAGAAAAAGCAUUAAACCUCCACAUGAAUUGAGGACCAAAUUUCAAGGCCGUAGCUCUGCAGCUGCUUCUGGCAGAAAAUCCGCUGGAAUUCCUCUCCAUCUGACAAGUAUUGACAUGCCUGUUCUGUUGUUUACGGGAAGAAAAUCUUUACCAGCACUAAACAAGGCCAUCCGGGUGGAAACAAGUGGCACAGCAAAGGAUAACUCUGAGAAGUCAGAUAAAAUUGGUGGAAAGCAUGGCUUCCCUGUGAGGCCCAGUGUCAAGAGAAGCACGGUACCAAAGCCAAGCACUGUGAAAAGCCGUCCUUGGGGGAACAGAGUUAGUGAUGGCUUCAUAGUAAUGGCAUCAAGAGCUCAAACUAAGGUGGAUGCUAGAUUAUUAUCAAGAAAAUCUGUUAAACCCACUGUGAAAGCUACAGCGACAUCUCUUAAUGCUCAGACAAACACAAAACCAAAACACAUGUUAACCACGAAGAAUUUGAGGUCAAAACCUGCUGAUUUAUCCAAGAGAGAGCAGGGAAAGAAUAUCCAUUCUCUUGUAUCCCAGGAAGAACCAUCACUAGAGGAGGAUACUUCCGGUAGUACUGUCAUUUUAAGGAGAAAGUCUGAUCGCAGGAAUUCAUAUACAGGUUCACUAGUGUCUAGAUCAAAGUUUCUAAAGGAGCAUAGCAGAGUUCCUUCUGAGGAAACUUUGCCUAGUAUCUAUGAUGACCGUAAUCAUCUUGAAGUUUGUGAGUAUGUUGAUGAUAUCUAUCAGUAUUAUUGGGUUAUGGAGGGUCAAAAUCCUCUACUAAAGAACUACAUGGAAAAACAGAGAGAUAUUACCCGACAAAUGCGUGGUAUACUGAUAAAUUGGCUUGUCGAGGUCCAUUUAAGGUUUGAUUUGAUGGAAGAAACUCUUUUCCUUACUGUUACCCUCUUAGAUCGGUACCUUUCCCUUGAGAGCAUCAGAAAAAAUGAAAUGCAGUUAGUCGGGCUUACUGCUCUCCUAUUGGCAUCUAAGUACGAAGACUUUUGGCAUCCUCGGGUCACUGACUUGAUAAGCAUCUCAGCGGAGUCAUAUAGUAGGGAUGAAAUGCUUAAGAUGGAAAAGGCAAUCUUAAAGAAAUUAAAGUUCCGUCUUAAUGAGCCAACACCCUAUGUCUUCAUGCUUAGGUUUCUCAAAGCUGCUCAGUCAGACAUGAAGCUGUGCUUAGUCGAAUAUGAAGCUUUGAACUACAAGGCCUCUAUGCUGUGUGCUUCUGCUAUCUAUGUUGCACGAUGCACGAUGCAAAUGGCUCCUUACUGGACCCCACUCCUAGCAAAGCAUGCACGAUAUGAAGAAUCUAAGAUCAGGGAUUGUGCGGAGAUGAUUCUGAAGUUUCACAAAGCUGCUAAAACAAGUCUUUUGAAAGUGACUUACGAGAAAUACUCGAAGCCCGAUUACAGCAGGGUCGCCACUAUAAAGCCGUUGAACAGGCUUCCUGCAUGAAGCAUGAAGAGAAGAAAAAGUAUGCAGGUGAAGAGUGUGUGUGUAUAGUGUUUGACGUUUUGGCAUUUGUGGUAUGGAUUAAAUAUUUUUCUAAUUUUUCCAUUUCCCAUUUGCUACUAAAAAUGAGUCUUGUUAUAGAAUACUUGCUAACAUUACGAUAUUUGAAGUGUAUGGGGUCACUUUGUUGGUAAAGAGAGCUCCAUUAUCUGCAUAUCCAUAAUAUGCUAAUUGAACAAGUAUAGUACCUAUGUGAUGCACG
This is a messenger RNA of Striga asiatica, 2522 nucleotides long. The record is from the annotation of a GenBank genome assembly. NCBI's taxonomy places the organism in Eukaryota, Viridiplantae, Streptophyta, Magnoliopsida, Lamiales, Orobanchaceae.